GCAAAAACUUUAAAGUGAGUAAUUUAUAAAAGUUUUCUUCCUUUAUGUAAAAGAGGAAUACUUACAAAAGUAGUUGUAUACAAAGUAGCGAGUCAAUAUUUGAUUAGCUGACAGAUUAGCUGAGAAAUUUUCCUUUUCGCUACGCAGCGCCUUGCACACCCACUUUGACGUUGGUCGUUGACGGAUUAAAAAGCAUGUUGCCCUUCCUCCUACUCUCUCUCGUCAACUUCUCAAACGCCAACUUACUAUUUGUACCUACUCAAAAUUCUCAUUUCCGCCUUGAUCAAUCCAGUAUAGUGACAUUUGCAUGGAAUUAUUCGGAUAUAAUGGAUAUAAAAGUACGAUCAGAAGAUCAUAGAGUAGCGUUGCCUGAAUCUUCUGUUCAGAAUACUUUUAAUUCUAGUGCCUGGGUUUUAUUAGAACUGACUAAUCGAACAUCGUCUUUUUUCCUUAUACAACCGGUUUGCGUUGGCCGAGCUACUUUUUCGGGUGAUUAUACGAUUCGAACAGAAUAGAAGGAUUAUUUAUAGCUUAAUCAUAUAUACUGAUACAACAAGAUGGCAAAAUAUAUUACUUAUUAUCUUGUUCUGAAUUUUGAAGAUUAUAUUGUCGAUUGUAGCGACAUCUGUGGUGUUGAGAAGAUAGGGUAUCUUUUUUCCAUUUUCAAUUUGAUAUUUUUGUUUAUGCCACUCAAUUCAUCUCGUAAAAAGUGGCUAGCUUAAAGGCGUUAGAUUGUCCUAUUCUGAUGCUUUAUCCUCUUGUAAAUCGAUUUUUUAGUAUCCACUCAAGUAUCCUUAACUCAUCGGAAGAAUGUUCCUUUAAUUUUCGAUUCUAUUGAAAGGAGCUUAGAAGAGACAGCAUUAAUCUAUAUCUUUAAUAGGACUUUUAUAUAGAGUUAUCCAGAUAAAUGUCCACUAUUCGUUCUAUUCGUAUAACCACCCAUAAAAAAACUCUACUCCUACAAUCUUCGCAGUGAAAUUCUUACAUGGAAAUUAUACCACAACUGUUCAAUAUCGUUUAGUCAUUGUUAGGAAACGGAAAUUACCCGACUACAUAUUCGAUUGCGUAAUUGCAUCUGUUUCUAUGCUCAAUAGUCUUUCUCUUGGCCUAGUCACUAAAUUGGAGGCAAUUCGGCAGCAAAAAUGGCAAACUCUACUUUCAGUGGCUAUUUGUCAAUUUAGUUCUCCUCUAGUGGCUCUUUCCCUAUCUUUUGCCUGCUUAUUGAGCAAAGAUGAGGGUUUGGGAGCUUUUUAUGUUUCCUGCCUUGCCGGCGGCGGACUCGGCUUCAUCAUUACGUCGAUGUUAGACGGCGAGAAGGCAUUAAGCUCAGCUAUUAAUCUUCUGAGCGCUUGUUUCGCUCUGGCCUCUGGUCCUUUUUGGUUAUUUAUAGCCUGGCAAAUAUUCCCAAUCGACUCUUCCAGCCUACUUUAUACAGAGAUAUGGUUAUUGGGAUAUAUUGCCUCUUUUUUUGUUGGUAUAUACCUUCGGCGAAUAGGACCUGGUUUUGCUGAAGGAUUGUUAACUUGGUUUAUUAAACCAUUUUUACUGCUGUUCUCUAUACUGUUUAUAACUUUAGGAAUGUAUAUAAACAUAUACAUGCUCUCUCUGUUAACAUUCAACUCGUUAUUUGCCUCUAGUUUGUUCGUCAUACUAAAUUAUUGCUUUGGUAUUGGAUGUUCGUAUUUAAAUUGUAGGACAAUUGAUGCUAAAGGAAGGAAGGCAAUAAGGGCUGAAUGUACAACGAAAAAUUCAAUGUUAGCGUUGGCUAUUGUUCGUUUUACAGUUGGUUCACCAGACUCUGAUCUUCUAUCAACCAUGCCUAUUUGGAUACUAUUCGCCACUCCGAUACCCUUCGCUGCCGCCAAGUUACUCUUUGCGGGACGCAACUGCUUGAAAAAGAUAUGCAAGAAAAGGAAAGAAAAGAAAAAUAGGCAUUUUAGCAUUGUAGCUAGUCUAAUUGCUGCUUCGAAUGUUGCAUCUUUACCUACGGGUCUUAGAACUAAGGGACUUGAAGAUGUCUGCGACAGUCAAGUGCUUAUAGAUGAACGUGUAACCGUUCUAUAACUGCAACGAAUAGAAGCGACAGCAAAAAACAGAGAGAAGACGAAAUGUAGAUUCAUAUGGCUGUGGUGCCAUCUAUUGGUCAAACAUUAUUAACUGGCUACGUGCAAUAAGUUUCUUGUUAUUAACUGCAUUCAAUGGGAAAGUAGAUUUUCUUUGAAAGAAUCUAGGAUAUGAUCAUAGUUGAGAAGAAAAAUUCUUGCCAUUUUAGGAAUCUUAUGAAAUAUUCUAAAUAAUGAUCUUACGGAUCAAAUUAUCGAAUGAUAGAAUUUUUCGUAUUGUUUAUCUAUUAUUUGAUUUAUCCAGAGA
Molecule: messenger RNA, 2370 nt
Organism: Dimorphilus gyrociliatus
Lineage: Eukaryota; Metazoa; Annelida; Polychaeta; Dinophilidae
Source: the annotation of a GenBank genome assembly